Molecule: messenger RNA, 1504 nt
Organism: Cyprinodon tularosa
Lineage: Eukaryota; Metazoa; Chordata; Actinopteri; Cyprinodontiformes; Cyprinodontidae
Product: macrophage mannose receptor 1-like
Exons: 5
Coding region: 65-919 (284 amino acids)
Source: RefSeq, a predicted model, not a curated record
GAGAUCUUUUUAAUCAAAGAUUCAAGGAGGGCAACGGAAAGAGAGAAGAGACCAGAUUUACAGGAUGAGGAAGACUCUGCUUCUUGUUUUCACCUUCUCAUGGGUUUAUGUUCUGUGUAUAGACCUGUAUCCAGAGUACCACUAUGUGAACAUCCCAAAGACUUGGGCCAAAGCUCAGCAGCACUGCAGAGAGAUGUACGACGGCGACCUGGCUACAGUAAGCAGCUCAGAGGAAAACAAUAGGUUGAUCACCGUCCUGCAGGAAACUGGAAAGUUUGCUUGGAUUGGGCUUUAUGAUAACACCACGAGUUGGAAGUGGACCAUGGGGGAUGCCGACUUUAAUAUAGAAACGAAAGAUGGUUUUCCACCCUGGCAACAUCAGCCAGACAACACACAGGGCAAUGGGAGCUGCAUUGCGAUAAAUCUUCACGGAGGUUGGUGGGAUUUCUCCUGUGAGGUAAAGCACCCUUUUAUCUGCAUUGAUGAAAAAGCUGCUUCUACAUACAUCGUAGUUGAAACAUCUAUGGUUUGGGAAGAUGCUAAGAACUACUGUAGGUCCAAACAUACAGAUCUUCUCAGAGUGUGGAACUUGUCUGAGAACAACAAAAUCCACGCACUGAUCGAAACGCAUCACUGGAUCGGUCUUUACCGAAACCUCUGGGCUAAGUGGUCUGAUGGACGUCUGGCUACCUUUAAAAAUUGGGAAGCUGGCCAGCCUGACGACGUCUCAACUUCCUGUGCUGCGGUCAAAACAGACACAGGAACAUGGUGUGAUGUUGACUGUAAUGAAGAGCACGAGUUUAUUUGUCAGAAACCGAUUACCAACAAGAGGUUAAAGUUGCGGUUCCAGUCUGAGGCCGACCUGACCGACCCUAACAUCCAGCAGCAGAUUUUAGAGCAGGUACUGCAACAUCACUGAGUGUUUGAAGUAACCACAGCAUUUGGACACGCCCCUGACUGCAUCCGUUCUCUACCUAAGCGUAUGUACCCACCCACAGAUAAACAGAGAGAAAUAGAGGAGUUGCAGCAUGACAAUAAUUCAGCCAUGACAUCAGCUGCUGCCAGGCCAUCUCUGGCACACCCUAAAUGAGUUCUCAUGUCCCCCACGGCAAGAUGAAGCACCGCUGAUAAAGCUGAGCUGUGGCCCUCGGCUUGCUGCCUCACUCCGCUACUAAAUCACAAUCCACCUCCUGCACUCCUGUCCAAUCUAGGUGCAAUGGGUGGAUGAAUUGCAACAAAAGAAUGCAAUGAAAUGUCUUGGCUAACACUGCUGGGAUGUGGAGGCAUGCAGGAAAGGAGAUAUGCAGUGGACAACUGUAUGACCACUCAAGGGAAAUACUGAAUUACUUUCUAGAUGCAUUUUUUAGAUCCUGCAUUGUCUCUGGCUGUUAAAGUUUUCUCUUUUAACCAGCUGCACUUAAAGCAUCAUAUCUGUUUCCCCUGUCUUCUAAUAAAAAAACUUUUAAUGGAAUGAACUGUUCCCAUUUGACACUAAAUCAGUCCC